GAGGAACUCGCACUCAUCACUGCCUGACCAGGACCCUGCGGCCGCGGUGCACCUCCGGCUCCGUUGAGGGGAGUGGGUGUGUGCUAGGCCGCCUGCCCGAAGAAAGAGAGCGGAGGGCGCCCCCGGGGUCUCCGGGAGAGAAGGGCCCUGGGACGCGAGAGGGAGGGCCCCCUGACGCACCCCCUCCUCUGCCGAGCCCGCUUGGCGCCCCAAGAGCCGCCCUUUGAGCUCCGAGAGCUAACUCCAACGCACCGCGUCAGCCCCCGCCGGUGCGGCUUCUGGGGUUACGACCCACGCCCGACAUCCGCUAAGGUGCGCCCCCCACCGCCGCCGCCCGGACGGGAGCGAGGCCGGUCCCGCUCUCGGAGCCCCGAGCGGCCGCAGCGCGGUUCGGGCUCUGGCCGUCGAGGCCGGCGGUGGUGGCGGCUUGGGCCUGUCCCCGCGGGCGAGGUAGUCGCCAGGCGCACUUGACCGUGGGCGCGGAGCGAACGGAUCGCGCAACGCGGGCGGCGGGCUUUAUGUAAAUCGGGGCUGCGCCCGGGCGUCCUAGGUAGGAUGGACCAGCCCCCCGCGCCUCGGCCCUCACGUCCAAUAAGAAGAGCCCCAGCUUGACACCUGCCUAUAUACAGGCGAGCGCGCCCCCGGCCCGCCGACCGCGCGCACAGCCCGCACAGCCCACGCCGCGGGCGAGCGAGACCUCGGCCCGCCACCAUGACUUCCAGUAAGAUCGAGAUGCCCGGCGAGGUGAAGGCCGACCCCGCCGCCCUCAUGGCGUCCCUGCACCUCUUGCCGUCGCCCACGCCCAACCUCGAAAUCAAGUACACCAAGCAUCUGAUUCUGUGAGGAGCUAGAACAGAGGGAAGAAAGGAACAUUAAUGGAGUACUAACCUACUAAACUACUAAACUAGAAGAGAAAAAAUAAAAGACAACUGAAAAGCAGAGCAAAUGUGCAUUGGAUUUUUAUUAACAACGAGUGGCAGAACUCAGAGAGCGGGAGAGUGUUCCCUGUCUAUAAUCCAGCCACAGGAGAGCAGGUGUGUGAAGUUCAAGAAGCAGACAAGGCAGAUAUAGACAAAGCAGUGCAGGCAGCCCGCCUGGCUUUCUCUCUUGGUUCAGUGUGGAGAAGGAUGGAUGCUUCAGAAAGAGGCCGUCUGUUGGAUAAGCUUGCAGACUUGGUGGAGCGAGACAGGGCAGUUCUUGCAACCAUGGAAUCCCUAAAUGGUGGCAAACCGUUCUUGCAAGCUUUUUACGUGGAUUUGCAGGGGGUCAUCAAAACUCUUCGGUACUACGCAGGCUGGGCUGAUAAAAUUCACGGGAUGACCAUUCCUGUAGAUGGAGAUUAUUUUACUUUUACAAGACACGAACCCAUAGGAGUGUGUGGACAGAUCAUCCCGUGGAACUUCCCCCUGCUGAUGUUUGCUUGGAAAAUUGCUCCAGCUCUUUGCUGUGGCAAUACAGUAGUUAUUAAACCAGCAGAACAAACACCACUCAGUGCGCUCUACAUGGGAGCCCUCAUCAAGGAGGCUGGCUUUCCGCCGGGAGUCAUCAAUAUUUUGCCAGGAUACGGGCCAACGGCUGGGGCGGCAAUAGCUUCUCACAUUGGCAUAGACAAGAUUGCAUUCACAGGGUCAACUGAGGUUGGAAAGCUUAUCCAAGAAGCAGCUGGAAGAAGUAACUUGAAGAGAGUAACUCUGGAACUUGGAGGGAAAAGCCCCAAUAUUAUUUUUGCCGAUGCUGAUUUGGACUAUGCUGUGGAGCAGGCUCACCAGGGGGUGUUCUUCAACCAAGGCCAGUGCUGCACCGCGGGGUCUCGCAUCUUUGUGGAGGAGUCCAUCUAUGAGGAGUUUGUGAGAAGAAGUGUGGAGCGGGCCAAGAGGCGCAUAGUGGGGAGUCCCUUUGAUCCCACCACUGAGCAGGGACCCCAGAUUGACAAGAAACAGUACAACAAGAUCCUGGAACUCAUCCAGAGUGGUGUGGCAGAGGGUGCCAAGCUGGAAUGUGGAGGCAAAGGACUGGGCCGAAAGGGAUUCUUCAUAGAGCCCACGGUGUUUUCCAAUGUCACCGAUGAUAUGCGGAUUGCCAAGGAGGAGAUCUUUGGCCCCGUUCAGGAGAUUCUGAGGUUUAAGACAAUGGAUGAAGUGAUCGAAAGAGCCAAUAACUCAGACUUUGGACUUGUGGCAGCUGUCUUCACUAAUGACAUCAACAAGGCCCUCACGGUGUCUUCUGCAAUGCAGGCGGGGACUGUUUGGAUCAAUUGUUACAAUGCCUUAAAUGCCCAGAGCCCCUUUGGGGGAUUCAAGAUGUCUGGAAAUGGGAGAGAAAUGUGGCAGUGCUGCACCCUUCUGUGCAAUGUUGUGGAGACAAUCAGUCUUUGCCGUCAAGAAACGGUUACUGCUCGGGAUAUGACAGCUCUCUGUGGCUCCUCAGAGGAGAGCUGGGCUGUCCACUCAUCAGACAUUUCUACAUGGAAACCCAGGGCCUGCUGUUAGCAGGGGGGAGUUUGGCUUGCGAGAGUACUCGGAGGUGAAGACGGUGACAGUAAAGAUCCCUCAGAAGAACUCCUAAGAAGGCCAAGGGGGAAGGUGGAGGCCAUCCCGCAGGACUCUCCCUCUCUGCUCUCCCUGGGGGGCCCGGCUCUCAGGAAUCCAAAGUCCGUACUUGGUCCUUAUUUAAAGUGAAACAAUGACACGUAGGCCAGACCAGUCAGUGGGUAAUGAAAGCAGACCAUGUGGGCACCAUUUCCUGGCACUCUGUAAGGGUUCACCUGAAUAAUACCAAAUACUGGGGAAAGGGGACGGAGAGCAGAGGAGUAGCUGUCAGGGACUUCGAUCUCUCCAGAGGGAUGGGCUGGCGCCUUUUGUCACAAAGAACUUUCCUCCUGAGGGAAGGUUGUCCUUCCAUUGUCUUCAUUUUCCCCUUUCCAGCCUCUCUCUGCUCACCCAUCCCUCCCACCCCUCCAAGGAGAUCUCAGCUGAGCUCAUUUGGGGCAGAUGUUUGGGCCGGGAACAAUUUUCCAAGGUUUUGCAGCCAAAUUACCAUUUCAUGUUAUCCACUUCUUCAAAGCAAAACAUGAAAUGGUUUUAGUUAGAGCCAGACCAGACUGAAAAUGCCAGGAGCUGGUACACUGCAGAUGUACCAAGAAGCAAGAACUGGGGACGUUCCUGACCCAGUCUGGCUUUCUUACAUCCAUAAAUAACACGAGCAAAAGAGCAGGAAGAUGGAGAUCUGGAGAUCAUCCUAUGUACUUCACAACUUCUGAUCUGGCUGCUUGGCUUUGGGGCGUGUGGGUGCGCGUGUGUUUACUUCCUUCUGGGUGAUUCUGGAAUAAGGUGGGGGCAGGGGGGGUUGUUUUUCAUAGAUUGAUAAGAUCUUUUUCCAAAGCUUAUCUUAACAACCCAGAAACGAAUGGCUGGGCUCAAGAAUUUGGUAAAAGGUAAUGCUGGGGGCCUUGCAGAAAUAAUUUCAUUUUCAGUACUGGCUGACAAUUCUUACUAAGUGAAUUAUCUCUGCAGUUGGACUCUUCAGCCUCUGUCCCCCGCCCCCCAUUGCCCCAGCACUGCUACUCCCAGUGCUCUGGCUGUCACUUUGGCCUAUCGUGCCCUAAAUCCACUGGCAGUAACCCUGGAGAACCUGAGCAAGCCUGCAGAUUCCGUGUCACUCGCAGACUUGCAGCGUGCCACGAUUGCCACGCUCCACCAGACCUCCGCCGACUCGUCCAGCGGCUCGUCCACGUCCACGCGGCAUUUUCCCUCCCAGCCUCCCCAGGAGCCUCCUGAGGGGGAGGCACCAAGCGGUGCCCCUCUCUCCCCUCCAGUCACACCCUCCUCUCCUGCUUUCCAACGCAUCCACCGCAUCCACCGCAUCCACCGGUUGAUGGACAGCAUCACCUUCCUUUCCUCCUUCCGCUUUCCUGGCUGCCGAAGUCAGUCCGGUCUGUAACGUAGAUGGAGAUCAUUUAUUUAAAAGUACCAAACAUAGCCUAGAGUACGUGGAAUAUGGCCAACACAUAUAUAGCCUUCUGUAUUUAAUGGGUUUCUGCUUUCUAACCAUCCCGGGUUUCUAUUUAUAAGUCUUGUCUAUUCAUGAUGUUUAAAAGAAAUCCCUCCUCGCUGUUAUUUACGAACGGCAGUGCAUUCAGUGGCCCGAUGCCUUGAGAGACGCCACAUCUCUGAGCCCUUCCAUGUGACUGUCAUGCUCUCCUUAUAGCUUGUGUCCAAGUGAACAUAUCCAUUAACCAGCUAGUUACCUUUCAACUGCAGUAUAGAAUGUGAAAAUGAAGAUUUAUUUCUUUUAAUUUACUUAAAAAGAAACCUCUGUGCUAGCAAUAAAGCAUUUAUAUUGUGUA
Molecule: messenger RNA, 4345 nt
Organism: Felis catus (domestic cat)
Lineage: Eukaryota; Metazoa; Chordata; Mammalia; Carnivora; Felidae
Gene: ALDH1A2
Product: aldehyde dehydrogenase 1 family member A2
Exons: 15
Coding region: 1128-2489 (453 amino acids)
Molecular function (GO): aldehyde dehydrogenase (NAD+) activity
Source: RefSeq, a predicted model, not a curated record